Arachis duranensis is the source of this 1545-nucleotide messenger RNA. RefSeq lists its product as uncharacterized. Lineage: Eukaryota; Viridiplantae; Streptophyta; Magnoliopsida; Fabales; Fabaceae. The coding region runs from base 320 to 1012 and encodes 230 amino acids. The transcript is spliced from 6 exons. The record is from RefSeq and is a predicted model, not a curated record.
GUCUCCAUACACAUGUCACACUAAUAUGUAAACACAGAGUGUAAGCAUCACAUGCUUAUUUUCAUGAUUAGCACCAUAGAACUUCCCUUAUUAGAGAACCCAAAUUCGCUCUCCUGCUCGGCCGCAUCCCUCACCCUCAAAGCCUUAACCUCUUCAUCACCGUCUCAUCAUCGCCGCGGUCUUCUCCCGUCGUCAUUGCGCCUCCUGCUUCUCCACGCUGCCGAGCUCGUUGUCGCCGCCGACUGCUCCGUCUCCUGCAACAGCGUCGCCGCCGCCGUCCACCUCCUCCAUUUCAAGUUUCAAGGCAUAAAAUUCUGACAUGGAUCCAAAACCCAAAGACCCUUAUUAUUAUGUGCCUGGAGUCAUGAAGGUCGCCAGUGGACUAUAUGACAAAGAUAUCCAAAUCCCUGACCCUUCUUAUUAUGUGCCCGAACUUAUGAAGGGCCCCGCCAGUGGACUAUAUGACAAAGAUAUCCAAAUCCCUGACCGGUACCAUUUAAAAUCUCCUCCUAGUUCACAUACUCGUGAGCCAACUGUAGCCGAGAAUCAAUUUGAAUUGAAACUGACGCAUCCUUACCAUGUAUUGGCAAUGGAUCAUUAUAACAAAAGCAUAGAUAAUAAGGAAGAGGAGUAUGAGAUUUUAAGUUUGGUCAGUAUGGGCAAGACCAGGAUAAUGUGCUUCGGUUACCUUGGUUUUCUUCAUCACCUCUUCUGGAAGGCUGUGCCUAAAAAUUCCCCUUCGACAGCCGAGCCUAGAAUUUUCUAUGCUCGAGUUCAUGAGUUUGAGGAGAUUCAUAUAUCAUUUUGUGGCUUUUAUAGCGAUUCUAUUGAUGACUCGGAGAGCUGUGAGAUUUGCGGUCUCAAGAAUUAUGAUGAAUUCUGGAAGAAAGCAAAAGAAUUGCUGGAUAAAGUAGAAGAGAAAGCAAAGGCAAUUCAUAACGAUGGAUAUUUGUUUCGUCCAAUUAAUUUUAGCGCCAUGUACCAAUCUUCCCAUGGAGACAAACAAAUGUAAGCAACAACUACUAUUUAUUAUUUGUCUUAUUUUUUCUGUUUUUUUUUUAAGUUUAUAUUUAUUUAUUUAUUUUAUUCUCUUUGGAAUUUUCCAACAAUGGUACUACAAUGUUACUAGGAAGCUCUUUCUAACCUUGUAUAAAGCCAAUUUAUUAUAUAUUAAACUACACUAUUUAGUCCAAGAUGUCGUGAAACUUGCAUAUAUUGAAGAAUAGAUUGUCUAUCAAACUUGCCUUCGGUUCAUUGGCCAUCGAUUCAUUGCUUGUCGGUAUUUGGAACUCCAAACUUGAUAGCAAGUUUUGCAAUAAGACUCUUCUCCCACAACUUUAGGAUAGCAGAAGCUAAACCUUGAAGUCUUCUGUUCCUUCCUUGAUAGUUCAUAUUAAACACAAAAUGAUUUAAUUGACUUUAUGCACAAAGGGAUAACCAUGAAAGUUGUUCUGAAUAUACCAAGGAUAAAAUGGACUGGCAAAAGGUUUAGCAAGCUUCCCGAAGUAUGUUAAUCCUUAAUCAGUCUCCCUGUCUUGCAAUAAU